This is a messenger RNA of Chlamydomonas reinhardtii, 10490 nucleotides long. RefSeq lists its product as uncharacterized. Bases 78 to 8774 code for a protein of 2898 amino acids. Gene Ontology annotation, molecular function: calcium channel activity; calcium ion binding. NCBI's taxonomy places the organism in Eukaryota, Viridiplantae, Chlorophyta, Chlorophyceae, Chlamydomonadales, Chlamydomonadaceae. The transcript has 23 exons. Gene Ontology annotation, biological process: calcium ion transmembrane transport; intracellular calcium ion homeostasis. Gene Ontology annotation, cellular component: membrane. The record is from RefSeq and is a predicted model, not a curated record.
CGGAAUGCCCUCGACCUCUAGUUGCGUUCUGCCGAUGAAGUAAAUUCUAGGUUUGAAGGCCAAGACGUCCGCGACUAAUGGCGGAGGGCGAAGGGAAACCACCUCUCUCUUGGAUAGACUACGAGGAGUCGAAGGCCCGCGCCAAGCACGUCUCGCAGCUCCAGGAGCCCGCACCGUAUGUGCAGCCCUACCGGCCGCACCCGGGGCUCUCGCCCGGCGGGGCGGCAGGCUCGUCGUCAGCACAAGGGCCCGGGCCCGGGGCCGUCGGCGCCUCGCACAACAGCUUCAGCAGCAGCCAGCAUGACGCCACGGGUCUGGCGCGCUCGCGGAUGUCAGCGCUGUCGGGCCAGCACGCGGGCAGACCGCAGCAUGCUUGGGGGGCCCCCGGGCACCCGGCGGGCGGCGCGGGCGCAGGUGGUGCGGCGGCGCCGUUUCCGAUGGGUGCCCUUCAGAUGCAGCUAGGUAUGGGAAUGGGCAUACCCGGAAUGGGCGUACCUGGCAUGGCCAUGCUUCCUAGCUACAUUGGCAGCCCCGCGUUUCCCUUCCCGGGAUCCACCGCGGGAAGCAUGCCGCCGUACAUGUUCGCGCCGGCAUCCGGCGGUGGCGGGCUGACGGCGGCGCCCAGCGUCGCCGAGUCCGGCGCCACAGCCAUGACGGCGGCGACGGCGGCGGCGACGGCUGCAGCCUACAAUGCGGCGGCAGCAGCUGCAAACGCAUCCGAGGUUGGAAGCGAAUAUCAGCAGUACCAGUACCAGUACCAGGGACUGGGGCAGGGGCCGGGGCCGGCGCAGGGGCAGGGGCAGGGAAACUCGGGGGCCGCAGCGGCCGCAGCGCCCGGCUCUGCGACUGUUGCUGCUGUUGGCGGCGGCGGCGGCGGCGGCGGUGGCGGUGGCGCCGCCGCCUCGGCGCCGGCCAGUGGCGUGUACAACUCGAUCCAGAUCCAACAAAUACUGGCGCACACGCAGCAGCAGAUGAUGCAGCUGCAGCAGCUGCAGGGCAUGCUGCUUAUGCAGGCCGGCGCACAGCAGCAACACCAACAGCAGCAACAGCAACAACAGCAGCAGCAACAGCAGCAACAGUUCCAUCGCGCCAGCAUGGCGAGUGCCGCCGGCGCCGGUGCCAUCGCCGGCGGCGGCGGCGGCGGCGGCACUGCCCAGGUGCUUGUCGCGCUGCCCGGCGCUCCCUUGCACACCGGUCAGAUGGGCGGCGGCGGCGGCGCGGCGGCAGGCAGGCGGCUAUCGGGCCUCAGUGCCAGCGGCGGCGGCGGCGGCGGCGGCGGCGACAUGGGAGGCGGCGGCGGCGGCGGUGGCCUGUCACGGACUGAGACGUUCCUCAGCGCAACCUCCUACCAGUCCAACCGGCCCCAGAGCGGCAGCAUUCACGGCGGCUCGGCACAUGCUACAGCCAAUGGCCUGCAGCCCGGCCCUGGCGGCGGCGCCGCCGGCGCCGCUGCCGGCGCCGCCAGCUCAGUUGCUGCUGCAGCCGGCAGUAGCUCCGCCGCCGCCGCGCCUGGCGGCGACAGGGUGUCGCCGGGGCCUCCCAGCCGCAGCAACAGCAGCCUGUCGGCGGCGGCAGGGGCGCUCGGGGCGUCGCCGUCACCAUCGCCGUCGCCGCCGCGGCCGCCACAGGGCGUUGCGGCGGCACCGGUCGUGUUUGUACAGCCGUCUCAGCAGCAGCCGCAGCAGCAGUCGCCGCAGCAGUCGGGAGCGGUGGCGGCAAGCCCGGCGGGUUCAGGCGCGGGCGGCUCCGCCGGCGCCGGAGCCGUCUCCGGGCCGCUAGGGGCCCUUGAGUCUGGGAUGGCGGCGGCGGCCGCGGCCGCAGCGGACGCGCCAAGGCGGCGGCCGCCAGCGCUGGGACCGGUGCCGUCAAAGUCCUUCACCGCCGAAGCUUGCACCAUCGGCGCCGCCAUGCCGCCCCGGCCCAAACCGCCGGCGUCCGCGGCGGCGGUGCCGCCGCCGCGGGCGCAGCCGCCAACAGCCCACGAGGGGCAGCAGCCGGAACAGCCGCAGCAAGCAGAUGCGCACGCCGCCGCCGCUACGUCAUCUGGCGGCGGUACGGCUGCCAUUGCGCCGGCGGCGUUGGCGGCGGCGGUUCCAGUAGCCAGCGUCAGCAGCGGCGGCGGCGGUACGGCGGAAGCCGCCGUCAGCGGAGGUGUGGCUGCAGCAGCACCAACAGCAGGUGCCGACGUCCCGACGCCGGGGGCGGUGGUGGGAACGGCAGUGGUGGGAGGCCAGGCGGCGACAGCGGCACCCUUGCCAGCGGCCUCGACGUCAGGCCUGGCGCCGGCACCUCCGUCCCUGGAUGUCUUCAUGCCGCUGGUAUCUUUGGCGUCUUUGGCGGCGGCGGUGGAGGCAGCAGAGGCGGCGGCUGGAGCAGUGCCGGUGUCACCUGCGCAAGCGCUGACGCCGGGCGCCGCAGCCAGUGCUGUGCUGUCGCCACAGCCCACCGAGCAGUCCGGAGCGGCGGCAGUAGCGACGGCGGCCCAUGGUGAGCAGUCGCAGUUACAGCCGCCGUGCACCCCUGUAACGACGGAGCAGACCUUGUCCACACUGGACGCAGCCGUGGCGGGCGCGGCGACUGCUGUGGCGGCGGCGGCGGCGGCGGCGGAGGGCGUGUCGGGCACGCAUGCCGGCGGCGGCGGCGGCGGGCAGGGCGCUGUGGCGGCGCCAGACGACGACGACGGCGGCUCCAGCGUGCUGACGGGGGCCUUCUCGGUGUCGGGCCACAUUGGCGGCGGCGGCGGAGCGGCCGCCGCCGCGGCAACAGCCGCAGGCAGCCCCAGUGGUGCCGUACCAGCUGCUGCUACUGCUGCUACAGCUGGUGCUGGCGCCUCGCCGGGCGGUAGCGCGACCAGCAAGGUGCUGCCGCUGACGGAGGCGUCUUUGUCGGCCUUCGCCGCCGCCAACGCCAUGGACGCCGCCACCGCCGCCGCCGUCGACUUGCCGCCGCCGCCAGCAGCUCUGGACGCGGCUCUGGAUGCAGCGGCGCCGCCGCCGCACGUGGCGACGGCGGGGGGAGCGGCGGCGGCGGCGGAGCAGGCGGAGGUGCAGCCGACGUCGACGGCGGCGCCUGGGCUGGUGUCGGACCUGCUGGGGUCGUUUUUCACGGACACGCCAGGAGUUGACAGCAUGCAACAGACGGCGCACGCCUCCGAGCUACUGCCGACACGGGCCGAGAUCGCGGCGGCUGUAGCAGCCAACCAGCAGGCGCAGCACGAGCACGAGCUACUGCAGCAGGAGCAGCAGGAGCAGAUGCUACAGCCACACACGCUGCAGGACCAGCACAUGGCAGCGGCGGCGGCCGCGGCGGCCGCGGCGGCGGCGGCGGUGGCGGCGGCGACCGGCGGCGUUGGCUAUCCCGCUUCGGCUGGUCCGUCGCUCUCCAGCGCGUACCCUGAUCCCAACGCCGCUGCAGCGGCGGCGGCGGUAGUUGCGGCGGCGGCGGCCGGCGACCCCGCGUCGGUGUACUACCUCCAACAAAUCAGCCAGCUCCAGCAGCAGUUUCAGCACCAGCAGUCGCAGCUGUUGCAAGGCCACGCAACCCCACACCUGCCGCCGCCGCUCGUCGUCGACGGCUCUGAGUUUGGCGGUGGCGCCGCCGCCACGGCCGCCGCCGCCAGUGCCGCCCGUCCGGCCUUUCCGCAGCGCGGUGGCGACGGCGGCGGCGACGGCGGCGGCGGCGACGGAGCGCCAGCGGCGGCGGCUGGGCGUCCGCUGGAUGUGGCACCCGAGUCGUCGGACCUGGCGGCUCAACUGGAUGAGAACCGCAAGGACGUCCUGGUGUUUGGAGGCCUUGAUGAGGACGAGGAGGAGGACGGGGAGGACAUACCCGCCGAGGUGAAGAAGAAGUGGUGGCGCAGCAACGAGGUGGUGUGGUUCGCGGGCUCGCUCACGCUCGCGCUGAGCUGCCUGGUGGUGGGGGUCAUCCUGCAGACCGGCCAGAUCAAUCCGGCCACCAAGCGUGUGAUGGUGUGGCGCUGGCUCUACUACAUCGCGGGAUACAUCGCCAUCUACUACUGCGUCUACAUAGUGGUGGACCGAUCAUUCAGGAUCCUUGAGUGGAUGUACUUCCGAGAGAAUCUCACCUACCUCAAAAACAUCAAGGAUUCCGUCACGAUGCUCAUCAGCUGGUUACUCAUGCUGCUGUGGUUCCAGGCGUGCUUCAAGUGGAUGUGGUGCGAGUCGCCCGACCCGGCCGACCCCUCCGCCGCCUUCAACAACUGCAACGCGCCCAACUACCUGGCGGCGGUCAGCGGCACCUGGAAGGCCACCCUGUGCAUCAUGCUGGCCACACUGGCAAACGUGGUCAAGGCUGUGACCGCCAAGGUGAGCUCCAUGCACUUCUACAAGACCGCGCACUACAAGAAACUCAAGACGUCGCUGGAGAAGGAGUACUACCUGCAGCUGCUGUCCGUGCCCCGAAGCCGCAUCCUCGCCCAGAAGGCCGCCGAGGAGGCCGCCACCGCACGCGCCGCACAGCUGCGAACCGGCUCCAUCAUCCUCCGCCACUUCCACAAGACAGCGCCCGCGCCUGGCGGCGGCGUAGGCAAAGGGGCGGUUAUAACCGCUGGCGGCGGCGGCGGUGGGGACGGUGGCAAGGGCGGCGCUAAGUCCGCCAAGGGCCGCUCGGUGUCCAUGGGGCGGCUGCCCGUCACAACGCCGGCGCCCGCGGCGGCGGCGGCGGCGGCGGCGGCAAGCGACGCUGAGGUUGCUGGCGGCGGCCGGCUCAAGUCAGCAGUGUCAGUGCCAUCGGCGCCGUCAGCGACGACGGCGGUGGCGGCGGUGGCAGGACCGCUGCCGCCGGACCCCCGCGGCUCGGGCUCUGGGUCCGGCGGGCGCGAGAAUCAGCAGCUGGAGGCGGUGUCGCUGUCGCCCUUCGCGGCAGCAAGCGGGGCGGCGUCGCAUCAGUCUCACCACCACCAUCACCAUCACCACCACCAUCACCCACGUCACGACGUCCGGGCCGAAGCCGGCGCCAGCCACAGCCUCAGCGGCGGCGUGAGCGGCGCCACCGGCGACGGAAGCACCAGCGGCGACGGCGAUGGCGACGGCGACGGCGACGGCGGCUCUGUGGGCGUGAGCAUGUCGCGUGCUGGCAGCAGCGCCAGGCGGCAGCGCUCGCGUAACUCGGGCUGGGCGGGCUUCUGGCAGAAGCUGGAGGGCCUCGCGACCAAGAACGCGCCCUCGGCACAGCAGAUGUGUGGCGGCAGCGUCCUCCCGCUGGAGGAGCUGACGCCGGCGGCGGCGCGAUGCCAAGGCGGCGGCGCCAGUGGCGGCGGCGGCGGCGGCGGCGGCGCGAGUGGGCUGGACACGGUCGCUGAGACCGCAAGCACCCUCAGUGGCGGCGGUGGUGAUGGUGUGAUGCGCUUCGUCAAUGGCGGCGGUGGCGGCGGCGGCGGCGGCGCCAGGGCCAGCAUGGGCUCCGGCGGCGGCGUCGAGCUCAGCGGUCCUCUUGGGGAGCUGCCCGCAGCUGGCGACAUCGCAUUACUCAUCGGUAGCGGCGGCACUGACUCACCGUCAGCCGCCGCCGCCGCCGCCGCCACGCACAUCACUCCGCGACAGCAGUCGUCAGCGGGUGCCUCGGGCCGGCGGCCACUUCCGCCGCCGCCACCGCCGCCGCCGCCGCCAGCGCCACGGCCGCCGCCGCCGGCCCCGCCGCCGCCUGGUGUGCCGCCGCUGCUGCCGCCGCCGCCCAUCCUCCCGAGCGGCUCCGUCAGCGCCGCCGCCGCCGCCGCCGCCGCCGCCGCCGCCGCCGCCGCCGCCGCGCCCGCCUCAGCGGCCAGCAAGCCGGGCCUCGCACCGCCGGGCUCACACACCUCCGGAGCAGCCGCCCCGACUAGCAUGGGUCCAGGCGCUCUGGGUGUGGUCACCGCCGAGCCGUUCCUCACACGGACCUCGGCAUACUUUGACGCACAGGCACCGCCAUCAUCGCUCGCUGCCGCCACCGCCGGCACCGGCAGCAUGCCCCGCCGGGUCUCCCUCCCACCGGCACCGCCCGCCUUCGGCAGCCGCCCAUCGCCGCCAGGCCUGCCGCCGCCGCCGCCGCCGCCGCCGCCGCCGAUGCCGCCGACACCGGGCUCCCUCCUGCCAGCGUCCGGGCCCGCCGCGCCGCCGCUGCCGCCGCUGCCGCCGCUGUACAACGCCAACCAACAACGGCCGCCGUACACCUUUCAGUCGCCGCCAUCGAUUGCGGUUGGCGGCGGGCUGACGCUGAGUAUGCCGCCGGGGGUUCGCGCGCCGGGGUUGCCUGGCGUUGGGUUGGAUUGGCAGCAGCAGCGCUCGCCGCUGCCCAUGCAGCCGUUGAUGCUGCCGGUGGCGGCGUCCGGGCUGGGCGGCAGCUCUGCUUCUGGCGCGGCGGUGUCGCCUGAGAUGCGAAGACUGCUAGCCGCGAACUUUGGCGCCGCCGCCGCCAGCGGCCACUGGGGCAGUACUGGCGGGACCGGCGGCGGCGGCGGCGCCGCCACCAGCGGACACGCCGCCAGCCCUUUUAGCACUGGUUUGCAGUACGCCGCUGCGGCGGCGGCGGCAGCGGCUCCGCCGGCGGCGCCGCCGCCGCCGCCGCCGGCGCAGGCGGCCUCAUCUGUCGUGCUGGUGACGCCGCCGGCCUCGCCCAGGGACCACGAGGACGCGCACGGCCACAACACAACGGCCGUUGGCACAGGUGACCAGCACACCCUCCCCGUCCACGGCGGCGGCGGCGGCUCCGCCGCCGCCGCCACGCCCGCCGGGCGGUUUGCGGCGUUGUCGGCGGCGGUGGCGGCGGCGUUUGGGAGCGUGGGUCAUGGCGCGUCGCAUGCGGGCGCGGCGGGGGCUUAUGACGAAGCCGCACCCGCCGCGGGAUCGAGGAGGAGUUCCAGGGCCGGAGCAGGAGGUGGCGGAGGUGGCGGAGGAGGAGGAGGAGGCGUUGCAGGCAUGUUCAGUAGCACCUGGACGCAGCGCCUGUCGCGGCUAUCCGGCGGCGGCAUCCCUGGCGCGGGCGGCGGCGGUGGCGGCGGCGCGGGUAACAGUGGUGCCGCCGCCGCCGGCACUGGCGGUGGCACUGGUGGAGGAGGUGGAGGAGCCGGCGGCGGCUCGGCGCAUUCCGGCGCGCGGCUCAAGCGCUCCAUGACCAACAUUGCCGACGUUGAAGCCCGCCGGCGCAUUGAUGUGAUUGGGUCCGAGGUGCUAAACGCAGUGCCGCACUCGCUGAAGAAGCGGAAGGCCAUGUACGAAAUGACGGAGGAGGAGCUUGAGAAAAUGCGCACUGCCAUUGUGAUCAAGACCUACACGGCGCUGAUCCGCAAGCACGGCUCCAUGAGUGAGGAGGCCCAGCUGCGGGAGCUGAAGACCGUCAAGCGCUUUAGCAAGGCCCUGUUCUUCAACAUUCGCGGGCCCGACGACAGCAAGACGGACUUGACCCUGGAUGACUUCCAGCUCUUUUUCGGCGAGGACACACUCAUGGCCAAACGCGCCUUCGAUGUGUUUGACGCCGACGGCGACGGCAAGAUCAGCCGGGCGGAGAUGCGCGAGAGGGUGGUGGGCGUGUACGCGGAGCGCCGCAACAUGGCCCGCAGCCUGAGGGACACAGACUCCAUUGUGCAGAGUCUGGAGCUGGCGCUGGGUGUGGUGAUCCACUUCCUCUUCUGCGCCCUCUACCUCACCAUCUGGGGUGUUCCGCUGCUGGAGGGCUUCAGCGCCUUCAGCGCCACAGUGCUGGCGCUCACAUUCAUCUUCGGCAACGCCGCCAAGAACGCGUUCGAGUCGGUGUUGUUCCUGUUCUUCGAGCACCCCUAUGACGUGGGUGACAUGGUGUACUUUAAUGGCGACUCGGCGCGAGUGAAGCGCAUCAGCCUCAUGUACACCGACUUUGUAAAGUGGACGAACGAGGAGAUCUAUGUGCCCAACUCCAAGAUGCUCGCCACUGACAUCAUCAACUGGACGCGCACUCGCACCAAAUUCGAGCUGCACAAGAUCCUGGUGGACGUGGGAGUGGCGUGGGACGUUAAGGAGGACAUCAACAACGCCCUCAUUGCACACUGUAACGCCAACCCCUCGGACUUCACGGGCGUUCCGAAGAUUUCGUUCCGCGAGCUCGUGGAUCCGCUUAAGGUGUACCUGGGCAUUGGCUUCACCUACAAUUUCCCACCCGACGACUUCGACCGCCUGGUGCCGGCACGCGACCGGAUCAUGUAUGUGGUUCAAGCCAAGCUGGCAGAGCACAAACUGCGUUUCAGUCAAUACGAGGUCAACACACUGGAGAUGAGCAAGGACACUGCGAUGCUGCUGCAGAUGCGGCAGCUCCAGACGCUGGCACGGGAACGGGAGAUGGAGUUGGAGGCCGCGGCAGAGGCGGCAGAGGCCGCACAGGAAGACGCGGCAGCCGCCUUCAACGCCGCUGCUGCCGCCGCCGCCAGGCCAGCGGCCGCACCGCUCCCGCCCCAAGGCCAGCCUCUGCCCGCACCGCCGCAGUCUCCAUCGGCGGCUCCUGCCUUGGCGGCUGGGGCGUCAGGCGGCUCCCGGCAAUGGAACUCCGCGGCCUCGGCUAACGCCGGCGGCGGCGGUGCCGCCCUUGCCGCCGCAACCGGGGCUCUGCCCGCGCUGGGUGCGGAGGGUCUGCAGCACCGCUACGUUGCCGCUGCGGCGGCGGGCGCGGGUGCUGGAUCGUUGGGGCAGGCGGAGAACGCGCCAGCGCCGGGUGCGACUGGGGCGGCUGCGGCUGCGGCGGGCGGACUGAUGGCGCCUGCGGCGGCGGCGGUGGUGGCAGAGGAGGAUGCAUUCAAGUCCAAACGUGAUUGAGAGAUCGAGGCGAAAGGUGACUAGGCAUCAAGGGAUUCAUACUUUCCAGUCAAUUAUUUUUUGGAUACUUUGAGGGGUGGAGGUAAACGAGCGCUUGGGUGCAGGCGUCGGAAGAAGCCUGCUGGAGUGUAUGGUAUAUGGCUUGGCACGUGCAAUAGGCAGCUGAGGUAGGGAGAACAACGCACCGACAAGCAUUAGCAGGAGAAGGAGAGAGCGCAUUGAUGCAGCCGCAUGCUUCGCCGUCGCCGCCAUCGUGGCCGAGCGUGUGCGCGUGAAUGAACAUGUCUUUGCCUGUGCCAGUGCCAUUGCACGCACGCGUGAUGGAACUGAUGCGGCGUUCGCUGCAGGCUCAAGGGCUUGGGGUGCUCGUAUGGGCUUGUCGUAUUGAGGGAAGUGGCGCGCAUUGUGGUGGUGCACUCGUGGUCCGACACCGACUGGGCUCAUGCGAGCUUACGGAAUUCGUGUGUCGUGAUUUGGUUCGUGCCUCGCGGUCUUGGAUUGAGAAGCUUGAUGCGUGCUGUCCAUUGCCGUGGCCGCGUGUUUGUGGGUUAUCAGUUACUGCGUUGUUAUUGCAGCGCGAUGUGCGGGCGCCUUGAAGCGGUUCCGUACCGUCCGGUGGUUAGCGAGGUGAGCUUUGUGUCUCUCAUGCCGUAUAUAUGUGGUGUAUACCGUAUUUAUGCAGCCUGCUACCAAUCCUGUAGUGGUUUUUAUUGCGCAUGGUAUGUAGUAAACCGGUGCCUAUGCACGCUCCCGACAGGCAGGUGGGGGGCAGCGGUCAUUUGCGGCACGUGUGCGGGAUGUGUCUUCGUAGGUCUGCGUGACGCAGGCGCCACCAUCAAGGACAUUUGUGUUGGCGCCGAAGCCGCAGAGCAGCUCAGGGGAGUCCACUUGCAAAGCACACUAGGCAGCGACUGUCGCAUAUUUUUUUGUGUGUGAGCGUGCCAGGGGGGGGGGCGAAGCCCCCCAGGAACACCCCGGUCCGUGCGUUCGUGGCGAGGUCGGUUUGGAGAUGGCGUAGCGGGCAGUCGGCGGCGGGGCCGGGCUGAGAGCCUGAACGGCGCUAGCAGGGCGUGGGGCUGAGGGUGCACGUGUUGAUUGGCGGCGAGUGACGUGACUAGUUUGUUAGCUGCGGGUUAGCACGGACUGUGCACCCCACCCAACCGGCCACGUCCGGAUUUGCGGGGAUGCCAAAGGCCCCCAACAUAGAGGCGUGUGCUUAGUAGGCGCCCGCGUCAAGGUGGCUGGGUUGAUAACGACCCGGGAGGGGAGGGCUCAGCCCUUUUCCUGCCUCCCUAAGGCAGCCACCUCCUUGUUUGCGGGGAACGCAGGUGCGGACUGAGCAGUAUGGAAGCAGUAAAGGAAGUAAGGCAUGAUCGGAGUAAGAUGGUGACAUGGCGUCAGGGUUAUCGAGUAGAUUACACCUGUGCGAAGGGGGGGCUGCUGUUGUGUGUUGAACCUGAACCUGAACUCUGAAGGCACCCGGUUCAGGUUUAGAGUCUGGGUCAGAUUUAGAGUCAGGGUCUGGUUUAGGUGCAGGUUCAGGGCAGGAAAGCAGGUGUGGGUAGGUGUGGAGCCGUCGUGGCAGGCGCAGCUACGACGCUGGGCCAGGAGCAGCCUCGGGUGCAGCACGUGGGGACCAGGCGUGGGCCAUGGAGACGGCGGUGACGGCUACAUUGGACUACUGGUGAAGGAAUGGGAGUAUAGCACUAUGGCAGC